UGAGCUCUCAUGGACUUGGGUUGACUCACGCUUGGGACCUUAACUAGCAGUCCUUUGAAACGAGUCUUUAUAGCUGAUUUAUUGUUCAUUAUAAAAUGGUCCACGGUUGGGCUCUAUAGAUUACCCUAUAUAUCGAUCGUAUUGCGGAAGCCUGUUCGGACACAAUUAGGAAGAACGGAAAUGGAGGAAGAGGAACACGAGGUUUACGGCGGAGAGAUCCCGGUCGAGGAGGGUGACAUUGACAUGUCUGCCACUGAUGACGACGCCAUCAAGGAGCUGGACGAGAUGAAGAAGAGAUUGAAGGAGAUGGAGGAGGAAGCAGCUGCUCUUCGCGAAAUGCAAGCCAAGGUAGAAAAGGAAAUGGGCGCUGUUCAAGAUCCUGCUGGUUCGGCUGUAAGUCAAGAAAGCAAAGAAGAGGCAGAUUCGCGAUCUGUAUUUGUUGGCAACGGUCAUUCAUUUUACCCGAAGUUCUCAGUAUUUGCUCUGGGAUGAUUGCAAUAUAAUUCUAUUAGGAAAAUUACUUAUUGUGUCAUUAAGAUUGUAUUCAAGCAGUAAAAGAAAGAAAAUUUAUGUGUGUUUGAAACAAAUUGAAGGAAAAAAGAUCAAAAUAAAAGAAAAGAAGUUUCUCUUCUUUACAAAAAAGAGAAAAAAGAAAAAGAAAAAGAAAGAGAAAAAGAAAUAUAUAAAAAAAAAAGAGUAUAAGAUGGAAAAGGAACCUUUGUAAUUGAUAGGGGGAAACUGAGUGACCGAAAAAAGGAAGAGGAAAAGGAAUGUGAAGAUUGGGAAAAUGAAAUUGGUGGAUUUAGUUCAUUUGAUCCAAAAAAAGUAUAUAUCAUUGUGAACUUAGGUAAGGAUGGAUGGAAAUGUGAACUAAAGAAGCUUCAACUUCAAUACAUGAGGGCAUGAUCACAUCAAUGGAGACAAAUCAUUUGCAUGCAUUGUUAGUUGCAGAGCAUUGUUACUUGCAGAGCAUUGUUGCUGCUGGGAAUGAUGGUUGAUUAUGCGUGUACACCUGAAGAAGUACAGCAGCAUUUCCAAUCUUGUGGUACUGUCAACAGGGUUACUAUUCUCACGGAUAAAUUUGGUCAUCCCAAGGGCUUUGCUUAUGUGGAGUUUGUUGAAGCCGAAGCUAUUCAGGAGGCACUUCUUUUAAACGAGACAGAGUUGCAUGGAAGACAAUUGAAGGUUCAACAAAAGCGUACAAAUGUUCCUGGGAUGAAGCAGUAUUUUCCUCAACGUUACAAUCCUUACAUGGGAUAUCGAUCCAGGAGGCCUUACGUGCCCCCUUAUUUUUACUCACCAUAUGGAGGAUAUGGGAAAACACCCCGUUUCCGAAGGCCCAUGCGAUACAUGCCAUACUACUAGGAAGGGCCUUGCCCAUAAUUCAAUUACGUUGUGAAACUAUAUGUAUGAUUUUACUGUGGUUUAGAUCCAAUAGAACUAUGGAUUUGAUUAUCUUCAGCCUUUUUGUUGCAAUUACAUCAAAUGAUCUAAUGUAUGAGAUAUGGUAAUAGUUCAUCAGGAACCUAUUUAGCAUGUUCGAUUGUUUAGGAGGUUUCUGGGAGAGAUUGAUGGUAUGCUUGCAUAUUUCUGCCUCUA
This is a messenger RNA of Cucumis sativus (cucumber), 1599 nucleotides long. RefSeq names its product polyadenylate-binding protein 3. The transcript is spliced from 7 exons. The coding region runs from base 988 to 1365 and encodes 125 amino acids. Gene Ontology annotation, molecular function: RNA binding. The record is from RefSeq and is a predicted model, not a curated record. Lineage: Eukaryota; Viridiplantae; Streptophyta; Magnoliopsida; Cucurbitales; Cucurbitaceae.